Messenger RNA from Neltuma alba, 1104 nucleotides. RefSeq names its product ankyrin repeat-containing protein NPR4-like. The transcript is spliced from 3 exons. The record is from RefSeq and is a predicted model, not a curated record. Bases 1 to 1104 code for a protein of 367 amino acids. Lineage: Eukaryota; Viridiplantae; Streptophyta; Magnoliopsida; Fabales; Fabaceae. Gene Ontology annotation, cellular component: membrane.
AUGUCAACAGGCCUAGGUCUAUUCCAUUGGCCCAUCUCCAGCAUCUAUAAUUUGUUAGGAAUCAAGAAAAUAUAUGAGAUGAAGCUACAGCAUGCACGAGCAGCUGAAAUUCUAAACUUAGUUUGUGAGAAUCUGAUAUAUUUGGAUAAAGAAAAGAAGAAAAUGGUUGGAAAAGCACUGAUGUCUGCAUGUCGAAAUGAGAAUGUCGAGUUUUUGUUGCGAGUAAGGAAUGCAAACACAGAAUUGAUAACGCUAAUUACUUUUGGUGGGCCAGACUUGCCCAUUGUCUUCGAUGCUGUUAAAUUUCGUAGAGCUGAGAUUUUCAACCUCCUCCGUGGUUUUCGCUUUAACAAUGUGGCGGCGACAUUACUUGAUUGCGAGAACUCAAAUACCUUGCUGCAUGUGGCAGCCAUGUUAGCUCCUUCUUUCUACCUUGACCGCAUCUCUGGUGCUGCAUUGCAGAUGCAAAGAGAGAUGCAAUGGUUCAAGGCCGUCAAGGAUCUGGCGGAUACUGGAGAGAGGCUAGUUCUAAACAAGGACUGGUUGACGCCUCUAGAGUAUUUCAAAAAAAACCACAAAGAGCUAAGGGCUGAUGGAGAAAAAUGGAUGAAGGAAACAGCGUCUUCUUGCUCAGUUAUUGGGGCUCUAAUUGUUACCAUCAUGUUUGCUGCAGCUUUAACAAUUCCCGGAGGGAACAAUCAGAAUUCAGGGUACCCAAUGUUUAUGAAGGAGAAGCUAUUUAAAGUCUUUUUAAUUUCAGAUGCACUUUCUUUGUUUUCUUCCACAACUUCUGUGCUCACAUUUUUGGGAAUCCUCACGUCACGCUAUGCAGAUGAAGACUUCCUUUUCUCGUUACCCAGAAAAUUGAUAAUAGGUCUUUCUACACUGUUUCUGUCUAUUGCAACUAUGAUGAUUGCCUUUUCAGCAACAAUAAUGAUCAUGUUGCAAUAUCACUCAUCAAGUUUAUGGGUUAUUCUUCCUGUUCCUCUACUUGCUAGUGUUCCUGUAACCCUCUUUGUAUUAUUACAAUUCCCUCUUCUUGUUGAAGUAUUCUGGUCUACUUAUGGUCCAGGCCUCUUCAAGAAGGAAAAGAAUUGGCCAUGA